Messenger RNA from Paramuricea clavata, 9617 nucleotides. Lineage: Eukaryota; Metazoa; Cnidaria; Anthozoa; Malacalcyonacea; Plexauridae. The record is from the annotation of a GenBank genome assembly.
GAACGCAUGACUAGCGUGUAUCGAUCUGUUUCACCAUUUGAUGUGUAACGUACACACCUUCUGUGCUCAAACGAUUGGUAAUUAUCAUAUUUAACGCGAAGAAGUCAUUAACAGACCCAACCUAGGGAUAAACUCGACAACACCGCAUCAGACACUUCCAUGUUUCAUUCUCAGUACAUAAAAUCGAAAAGUUACCAUUUGUGUACUUGUGAGUAUAUUGUGAUUUCUUCUCAACGAAUUUAGUUUUUAAUAUUGUGCUAGUUUAUGAAUUAUGGUCGUAUCAUUUUGCGUACAUGGUGUAUAUGGAAAUUGGAAAGGGCAUUGUUUCUAAUCGAGGUUCUGAUAUGUAGCCGAGGCGGUCGUUUCAUACGUCGUGCUUUCACGUGUCAUGCGCUACAAUAGUUCGACGAAGCAUGUUUGGCAACUUAUUAAAUAUGGCGAAAAGAUUAAAUUCGACAUGUUUGCCACAUCGCCGUUUUCUACCCAUGUAAUCUACUGUGUAACCAUAUUGAAGCGUAUCGUAUUUGAUUCGUUGUUCCCUGAUCACUAGAGUGGAACUAAUGAUUUCAUAAAUUACUCCCCUUGUCUGCGAUAUUGAGGCGCGGCAACUGAUUCAGACUGUAAUGUCAUGGUAUGAAAAUGGUUUAGUUUUUGAAAAACACACCACGUUUUAACGCAACUACCCCUAGCAAAGCGUAUGAAUCAACUGCUGUACUAGCGUGUUCACCCAAGUGCUACACUUCAUUUCAUUGAAUUGGACACAUCCGCACAUGUGAAGCACGGCACGUGAAAGAACGUUUUCCACUUCAAUCGUACGUACGUACGAUACCGAAACGUAGCGUAUUAGUUUUCGGAGCACUAAAGUACAACUAAUGACUUCGAUACAAAAGAAAAUGCUACGAUACGUUGCGAUACGGUUGAAGUGGAAAAUUGUCACAAUUCAAAGCAACUGUCAAGUCGGGCAUGCGCCGAUGGUGGUUUGACUUGUAGCCGAUGGUAGUUACUCCGCAAUUAUUAAAUUAUUAUUAUUAUUAUUAAUUAUCAGAGUGAGGAAGGGUUGUUCAUUCUUUUCAUUAUAUGUAGUUGGCUUGUAUAUAGAUAGCAGUGGUUUCUAUUGAUUCUAUGCUGAGGGAGAAAUCCAUCAGUGGAGAAAUCACAUGCCGAGCGCAAACAAACGCUUUACUAGCGAGCAUGCGCGAAGAUCUCGUGAUAUUGGACUUCCUUUUGACAUCCUGUUGCUUUGCCCUUCGCGCCACGGUCAUUCAAAACACGCGAAAUUUUAACGUUCAAAAGACAACAUGGACAAGUUUUGUUUCAUUUCUUGCCUCUAUUUUAAAUCAGGCGACAUCUUUUCAACCUGUAGUUCAUAGUUUCAGAUUUUAUCUUGAACGAUCUGAAGGAGUGUAGGACUGCAGGUAGUGGCAGAAAUAAGAAAGCUUCGCAUUGAUAGGGAUACAGCUACCUGAAAAAUACAAGGAGGACCAGUGUUGUGUCUGUUUAAUUAAAAUAGGGCGGCCAGAACGGUCAAAUUGUUGAAUGAAACACAAAACGUUUGGGCUUUGGACCCAUCUGAUCAUAAAAUUUUGAUAACAUAAGAAUGAGGUCCAUUUUCGCUAGAUAUUUGAGAAACAUAGACAAGAUCUUUCCAUUGAUACAGAGACAAAAAUUCGGGUCUGACCGGUCAGGCCAUUAAAUGGAAAGCGCACUAAGGAGUAAUCAAACUUAUUUAAAACACUUGUCAAUCUCUUAUCUAACUCGCUUUUGCUGUUUUUAAUGUCUACUAUUGUUUUGUUUUAAAACGUAGUUUUAUAAAUUUUAGUGAGCUUUCUUAUUAACACGGGCUGAGGCCAGUUGUUCAAAAGUGGGUUAACGCUAACCCUGGAUUAAAAUUUAACCUGCUGUUUUAGUUUGUGUAUUUCUGCACAUCUGUGUAUUUCAAAACUUCAGAGAAGUAAACUCCUAUCGAUCCAGACAAUAUCUCUGAAGAAAUAUUUCCAAAUCUAUAGACAAGCUGCUCAGGAAGUUUGCUUCGAAUUUUAGGUUAACCAAGGGUUAAACUAACCCAGUUUUGAACAACCGGCCCCAGGAGUGCUUUAUCAGAUAUAGAACACGAGGCGACAGCCGAGUAUCUUAAUGUCUGAUAUAGCACGGACUGCGAGUGUUUUAAAUGGCUUAAAAAACGACCCAUCCUAUGCAUUCAUUGGCGAAGUAAUUUUAAAAAUCAACGUUGUAUACAAGUCAAGAAAAUCAAAGCUAAAGUUUAUGUAAAUUAACAUGAUUUUUUAUCAGAAAUAAAUCGCCGACACUGUAGUGAUUUUUUUGUCUUUUUUAAAUUAUUAAUGAGCUUUUAAAUACUUUUAGGCAUGAUAUAUUAUUAAAAUCAGCAAUCACACGAUGUCAACUUCAGCCGUAAAUGACGUGAAUACAAACAAGGAAACAAUCCCAUUACUAAAUAGGGAUAACCACACUCCAAUCUCGAUACAAAGUGAUCCAAGGAACGACACCAUACAGAGCGAGCCUGAACCAGGAAAAGAGAAUGGAACAACAGCAUCAGAAAGCGUCGCACCUUGUGCUAAAUAUGGAGAUGAUAACAACAGGUCUACAUCACCUAAUACGAAGAGAGCAAAGCGAAAAUUGAUAAUUGCUUCUAUUCUUUGUUUAUUUUUCCUUCUUACAGAAUUUAUUGGUGGGUGAUAUAUAUUAUCAUCAUCAUCAUUACCAACAUCCAGUGACGUAGCGAAGCAUCUCGUAUAAAGAAUAUCGACUUUAUUACGCAAAUUUUAUCUGAAAAUGUCAAAAUUUAAGCUAGAACUUUAUCUGAUUUUUACCUGAGUUUCUGCCAACAUCGUUAUGAUAACAUAUUAUGAUUGUUAGAGAUUGUGCUUGUCACAGGAGUUAAAGCACGUUUACGCAUUACGACCGGUCGGGGUACCUCUUUUAUGAUUGAUGCCACCAAAUGACGUUUUAUCUGGCUUACAAAGAAUUAUUUUAACAUAGGUCCUAUCACUUUGGCCUGAAUGUGUGUAAACGUGCUUUCAACGAUUUUAAAUUUGUAAUUUUAUGUAAAUUUGUAAAUGUCGACAGAAGUCAAAUCGGGAGGUAGCCUCGCAUGGGCUAUUAUGGCCCGUUCGCUAUUUUCCCGUUUAGGAACUGCAUGUUUGUUGUAUUUGUACCUUAUUAAUGUAAUAUAUUUAGUUCCUAAUAAAGCUGUUAAAAAAAAAUUAAAAAAAAAUACGGUUGGCUGGUUGGUUAGUCAGACAAUCCAUCUUAUUUUACGUGCUUUUUCUCAUUCUAUAGGAGGUUACUUGGCCAACAGUCUGGCAAUCAUCACAGAUGCUGCCCAUCUUCUUUCUGAUUUCGCCAGUUUUCUCAUUUCAUUGUUGGCAAUUUGGUUUGCAACACGACCGUCCACAUCAAAACUAUCUUAUGGCUGGCAUAGAGCUGGUGAGUUCAUUUAUUGAGAAGCAAGGACAUAUCAAGGCUUGGCAUCAUAACAUAUCUGAUGGUGGUCAAAUGUCCCCUGUAACAAUAGGGAGUUUAAGAUUCACGUUUCCGGGAACGGCUUCGAACUUUCUUGGAAAAAUUUUUGUUGAACGUUUGCGUUUCAUAUUUUCUUUCUUGCGUCGAAAGAAUAAUUAUUUAUUUCAGUUUUAAAACAGCAAGUUCAUUUACUCUUUAAUUUAUUGCCUGAUACCGUAAAAUUUUUCUUUGCCUGGCGUUUGCCGUUUGACGUAUAACGCGAAGCUUAACCUUUCUAACAAAAUGUGCCCUGCGGCCCUGUACCAAUGCCUUGCUGCCAAUGUUCAUCAUUUUCGUUUGGCCUUAAUCUUAUGACAACUGGUUAACCACCAGCCAGUAAUAACCCACCACAAAAUAUGUGUGUUUCAGAACUACUGUCUUCACUGUACCUAUUUUAUUUAUAGAGGUGAUGGGUGCUAUAUUGUCAGUGCUGAUCAUCUGGGUAUUGACUGGUGUUCUUGUGCAUCAAGCAGUUGAAAGGAUCAUUACUGGUGAACACCAUGUCAAUGCAGAUAUCAUGUUGAUUGUUGCUGCUUGUGGUGUUGGUGUGAAUAUAGUGUAAGUGAGAAGUAAUUUAUGACCUCGCCUCCAAUCCUUUGCUAUGUUUGUGAUGAGUGAAAUUUGGUAACCUUAAAGGGUAUUGGCAACAAAAAUUGCUUCAUCUAUCUUAUUGCUUCAUCUGAAAGAGCAUGAAAAAAUAAGCCGAUUGGCCGUUUAAUGCUCUAUUCUAUCUCAUCUAGUUCCGAAGUUAUACGCAAAAAUGUGAAAAUAUAAAUUGCUGAUUCAGCACAACGUGUGACGUCAUUAGCUGGGUAAGUAUGUUUAUUGAAUACUACACUGAAGCAUAGCUCAGUUAUUAUGGGCCCAAAUCAAAUGAAAUUUUGCAUACUGAUUGUACAUGAUGAGACGCAUGGAAAAACACUUCUAAUUUUGUUGCCAAGGUAACAAUGUCGUUUCCAGGCCCCUUGCGCCAAUUUUAUGAAACAGCUUUAUUCAAGGUACUGAUAAGAAUAAAAUAAUAUCAGAAGUAUGUGUAUGAUACCUAUGCAUGCCAAAAGUUUACUUGCAUGAUAAUAAUUCGAAAAUGACAUACACAUAGAUAAAUGCAACUAGUUAUUCAAAAUCAGUGUAAGAGGCCUGGGAACGACUGUGUUGCCUUGACAACGAAAUUAGAAGUAUUUUUCCCAUGCAUCUCAUCAUGUACUAUCUGUAUGCAAAAUUUCAUUUGAUUUGAGCCAAUAAUAACUCAGCUAUGCUUUAGUUUACUAUUCAAUAAACAUACUUACCCAGUUUAUGACGUCACAGAAUGUGCUGAAUCAGCAAUUUAUAUUUUGCACAUUUUUGCGUAUAACUUCGGAACCAGAUGAGAUAGAAUAGAGCAGUAAACGGCCAAUCGGCUUAUUUUUUCAUGCUCCUUCAGAUAAAGCAAUAAAAUCAAUAAAAUUUUUUGUUGCCAAUACCCUUUAAGCUUCCAAACUUCAACCGUAACGUAUCGCAGCAUUUUCUUUUGUGUCGUAAUCAUUAGUUCAACACUAGUGCUCUGGGGCCGGUUGUUCAAAGCCCGAUUAGCGCUAAUCCUGGGUUAAAUUUAACCUGCUGUUUUGUUUAUGUAUUUCUGUAUGAUCAUUCGUUUCAAAACUUUAGAAAAGAAAAUCUCUAUUGAACCAGGAAGGAUUUCUGGAAAAACAUAUUCAACUCAAUUGGUGAGCUGUUGGAAAAUUUAAUUUGUAGAUUUGUGUUAACCCAGGGUUAGUCUAACCGGCUUUUGAACAACCGCCCCCAGGAAAGAAAUACACUACGUUUCGGUUGAAGUGGCAAACUGGCUUUAUAGGGUAGUAGAUGUUUACAUGAGACCGAGAUGAAAAAAGCUCAGACCAAUCUCAAAUCAUUCCGCCUGCUCAACCGAGCCGGCAUGAAUUUAGACUGGGAUGAAUGUAAACACAAAUACAUUUCAGACCGAUCUCGGCUGUAACAUUGACAUUGGAACAACACACGCUAACAAAAGCCAUCUGAAAAAAAUUGCCUGGCAAGGGGAAUAAAUUGAGAAUUUUGUGGUUUUCGUACCGGUCUCAUGUAGAUAUGUUGACACUUUUCAUUCCUGUUUGACUUCUUGUGUAAUCGGAGCCUUAGAGCUUCUCUGGUUUGUGUCUGAACUACAGAAAAAUAUUCAACUCAACAUGUAAAAGGAAUAAAAACUGGACUUGCCCUGAACAUUUCAAUUUCUAUUGGGUACUGAUGCGUAGACAGUGCAAGUCACGGACCUCUUCUCUUAGCAGAUAUUGUAGUUAGGAAAAAAUCGGUCUUAUGAAGCAUGACUAUGGGUCCGGAUAAGUGUAUAAGUGUUUUUGUAAGGUUUAAAAAAAGAUUAUUUUCUGUAGGAUGGGUUUAGUGUUAGGUCAUGGUCAUUCGCAUGGUGGGGGUCAUGAUCACGGCUCACAUGGUCACUCCCAUCGCAAGAGAACGAUCUCAGCGACACCCAGCGUUAAAGAACAGGCCACAGAUGAAAACGUGAAUGUUCGAGCUGCAUUUAUUCACGUGAUUGGAGAUCUUUUACAGAGCUUGGGUGUUUUUAUUGCUGCUUUAAUAAUCAAGAUUAAGGUAACACAGAAUACGAACUAUCUUUCUUUUGUCCAGGCGGAUAAUCCAUAUACUACUGAAAAUUUUCUUUUAUUCUAGCCGAAUUGGUCUAUCGCAGAUCCAAUUUGUACGUUCUUGUUUUCCAUCAUCGUCUUAUUUACGACAAUCACAGUGUUGAGGGACGCUUUGCAUGUUCUAAUGGAAGGUAAAUCUUUUCAUCGCAAAUUUUUGUUUCAUGUUAAAAUUUUUGUUUCAUGUUUGUUUCUCCCUAGAGGACCAGUCAAAGAUGACUCUCACUGGACCUCUUCGGAGAAAGUUUAGAACUGAUAGAGCUGUCCAGUAUAAAUAAAGUUUGUUUCGUUUAGGUUUCCUCCUGUAGUAACACUGGAUCAACAAGAGAUGAUACUUACUGGACCUCUAGAAAGAACAAUUUAGAACUGAUAGGGCUAUCCAGUAUAAAUAAAGUUAGUUUAGUUUAGGUUUCUUCCUGUAGUAACACUGGAUCAAUAAGAGAUGACCCUUACUGGACCUCUAGGGAGAACAGUUUAGAACUGAUAGAGCUAUCCAGUAUAAAUAAAGUUAGUUUAGUUUAGGUUUCCUCGUGUAGUAACACUGGAUCAAUAAGACAUGAUCCUUACUAGACCUCUAGGGAGAACAGUUUAGAACUGAUAGAGCUAUCCAGUAUAAAUAAAGUUAGUUUAGUUUAGGUUUCCUCCUGUAGUAACACUGGAUCAAUACGAGAUGAUCCUUACUGGACCUCUAGGGAGAACAGUUUAGAACUGAUAGAGCUAUCCAGUAUAAAUAAAAAAGUUAGUUUAGUGAAGUUUCCUUCUGUAGUAACACUGGAUUAAUAAGAGAUGAUCCUUAGUUUAGAACUGAUAGAGCUAUCCAGUAUAAAGUUAACUGAGUGAUAUUUCUUCAGGCACUCCGAAAGGUAUUGAUUUGGACGAGAUCAAAGAGAGGCUGGAAAAAAUAGAAGGAGUGACGGCGUUACAUGAUCUUCAUGUUUGGUCAUUGACUGUGGGAACUGCGGCGCUUUCUGCUCAUGUGGAUAUUGGUACGUUAUAGCUUUCCUUGUGUAGUAACCAGUAAAGGAUACUGACAGCAUGUUGACGUAUUUUUUCAUAUUUCAGAAAAUCCAAGUGAAUCCCAGAGGAUUUUGGCAGAAGCGACGCAAAUUGUCGAAGCUGUAUAUCAUAUAAAACACUCCACAAUACAAAUCGAGAAAUACGAUGAAAUGUGCGGGCCCCAAAAUAAUAUCGACAUAACGGAGUAACAUGGUAUAGAAGCGUAGACAUCGAUCUUUAUACGUGAUCAGGGUUCGUAGCGGUCUUUGAAAUCCUUGAAAGACUUUAAAUUUGAAUGCAGGUCUUUAAGGUCUUUGAAAAGUCUUUGAAUUGUGUGAAAAAGCGAAGAAAGUCUUUAAAAGUCUUUAAAUUCUUUAGUGAGUAUUUGAUCAUACGAUUUCCUAGGUAAUAAAUUAGAUUGAUUGAAGCAAAAUUUUCGCAAAUAUCGACGAAAAGGCGCAUUUUAGGAUGUGAUUUGACUGGACUAAUUACUGUGUAAGAAUGGUGCUUAUACUCACAAUUUUUGGACAGCUGAUUGUUCUCAAAGGUCUUUGAAAAGUCUUUGAAAAUAGGCAGAAAAAAUCUUUGGAAGUCUUUGAAUUGUUUUGGUCUUGGAGACUACGAACCCUGUUAUACGUGAUACAACUACUCGAAGAAUAUAAAAAGAACUUGGAACAGUCGAUGCCAGUGUAGGUAACGAGUCUAACGACGAUAUCAAGAAAGCUGUUGAUUGCGAAGAAUAUAACUCCCUGAAAAAUACAAGGAGAACUUCGACGUUUCAAGCGAAGGCACUUCGUCGGGAAGCCUGCUCGCUGCCCGAAAUUUCGUUCAAAGGAAGCCGGAAAUUUUUAAAGGAAACCUUAAUUUUCCGUUUCAAAUUUUCGGGUGGGGGCUGCAAGCAGGCUAUUCGUCGGGCCGUCUGCCUAUGGUUUUCAGGCAGUUGUGUCUCAAUCGGAAGGGACUUCAACUUUUGAGCGAAGGCGUCUGAAAGUUAGUGAAGUUCCUAGCCUGCGAACAGGCUCUCAAGUUGAGAGCCUGUUCGCAGGCUAUGAAGUUCCUGAUGAUGAAUAUUUGAUGAUGAAUAUUUAUUCAGGUGAUCUACUCGCCAGGGCGAUUUUCAGUAGGGAUCUGGUACGAUAUCAUAAAAGUGAAUACAAUAAAAAUUACAAAAGUUAAUUAAAUAAAAAUAAAUCUAUCACUAAGACUAAAAUACGUUCGUAGACAAUUCUAAAAACAAUUCUAAAAAUACGUAAAUCACUAAAAAUGUGUUUUAAAUAUAGCUAGAGAGUUACUAUUUCGAACAUCAUUGUUUAAGGAAGAAAGAAACUCCAUCAGAGAUACUGUAUCUUGACGCAUACAAUGUAUCUCCAUCGGUGAAACUUACUGUUGUUUCACUAAGAUUGAUAAAAUGAUGUAUAAAACACACAUAUAAUAAAAGAAUAAGGCAUAAACCUUGACUGCCAUUAACAGCUGAUAUACAAAGGGCCUUUACUCGAAACGUCGAAGUUGUGUUUAUAUUUUUAUUUUAAGGUAGUUGUAUCUCCUAUAAAGAUUGCUUCUUAUAUUCUUCGCUACCGGCAGUGGUACCGUUCUGAAUAUUACGGAAGCAUUGCCUAGGGCCCAUACUCCAUAGGGUGAUUUUUUUACCAUUUUAAAACAACAUGAGAUUAAUUUAUUAAGACCGAUUUACACAACACAAGUUUUGCCUAAACCUGUGGCAUGCAACCUGCUUACAACUUGAGUUGUACUGUGUAAAUCAAACACACAACUCACCCUAUGAGUGUAGAGCGCAACUAAAGUAGGUUGAAUGCGACAGUUUUAGGCAAAAGUUGCAUAGUGUUAAAUUGGCGUUAAAUAUUUUUAAGCAAUCUAAUUGACCUGUGAAUUUAGAGAAUGAUUUGUAAAUUUAGUUUAGUUGUAGUUCGACAUUAUCGCAUAAGAAUACAAAAACGAGAAAUUGAAAUGAACUGGUACAAAAAUACUGGAGAAAGGAACAGGACUUUAGUCUCAAUUGUCAACCAACCGUUACUACUUGAACGUGUUUCGUUUUGCGUUUUUUAGCUAUUAACCUCGGGCAUAAUUGACGCGAUUUAGAGCAGGGAUAAAUCAUUCGUGAAGACACAUCAUCUAUAUUCUGACAGAUCAUCCAUUAUAGCUUAAACACAAGACAAAAUAUCCGGUUUGCUUAAAAUAGCGCGAUCUCUCAAUGCUUCUGCAUGGGAAAAUAUCUUGUGUGGCGUUUUCCUCAUAGUGCAAACGUCUGAAGCCUACUGUGACUGAAAAAUGCAACUAUGGCUCUGUGGCAGGAAUUGAACCUGCGGCCCAGCGAUUCCGGUGCAGUGCUCUAACCAACUGAGCUACAGAGGCCAGUCGUCGAGCUCUAACGACAAAGUAAAAUGUAAAUUUCACAAUCGAAUUUUUCAUCAUAUCAGACGAACUCAACUUCGUCCAGUC